UCUCUCUACCCACCACUGCAUUGAUGCUGUUACCUCCCUCGGUGGUGAUGUCACCGGCUCAGUGGAGCUCAAGCAUCCUUGCCAGAGACAGGGAGACAACAGAGCCAUUUUGACCGCUUUUGACUGUGAAGAAGCGGCCACCAUCCGCAGCAAGCCGACCGGCCACCUUCCUUCCUGGGUCCCCACUGGCAGGGCAGGGCAGGGCAGGGCAGAGGGGGGUGGGUUGGGUAGAGGACACCGUCGACACCGUAACCCCAGCCCUUCCCGUUUUUUCAUGGAGAGGCGAGGCUGUUAGCAGGGGCAGUGUCAGACCUGGAGGAGACCAGAGGAGGUGGAGGUAGCUGCGGAGCUGGAUAAUAAAACAGAGGAGCACGACUAACUCGGUGUCCACACAGGGGGAAAAAGACCUCAUUGGCACUGCGGAGGCCCUACACCUGGGCACCAGACAAGGCACCCCAAGGUGCUAGGAAGACAGCACCAUGGCAGGGGCCUCUGUGAAGGUGGCGGUGCGUGUCCGCCCCUUCAAUUCAAGGGAGAUUGGAAAAGAAAGCAAAUGCAUCAUUCAGAUGUCUGGAAACACCACCACCAUCAUCAACCCCAAGCAGGCCAAAGACAACAAGAGCUUCAACUUUGAUUACUCCUACUGGUCGCACACCACGCCGGCGGAUGUCAAUUAUGCCUCUCAGAUGCUGGUGUACAAAGACAUCGGAGAAGAAAUGUUGCUGCAUGCCUUUGAAGGUUACAACGUCUGCAUCUUUGCUUAUGGCCAGACGGGUGCUGGCAAGUCCUACACCAUGAUGGGAAAACAGGAUGUCAAAGAUCAACAAGGAAUCAUUCCCUUGCUGUGUGAAGAUCUUUUCACUAAAAUCAAUGACAAUACAGACAACAGCAUGUCUUACUCUGUGGAGGUAAGCUACAUGGAAAUCUACUGUGAACGUGUGCGGGACUUGCUGAACCCUAAAAACAAAGGGCACCUGCGUGUGCGAGAGCAUCCUCUGAUGGGACCCUAUGUGGAGGACCUGUCCAAGCUGGCUGUCACCUCCUACAACGACAUCCAGGACCUGAUGGACUCUGGCAACAAGGCCAGGACUGUGGCUGCCACCAACAUGAACGAGACAAGCAGUCGCUCGCAUGCCGUCUUUAACAUCAUAUUCACUCAGAAGCGCCUUGAUGCCGAGACUGAUAACACCUCCGAGAAGGUCAGCAAAAUAAGUUUGGUGGAUUUGGCUGGCAGUGAGAGGGCAGAUUCUACUGGAGCCAAAGGGACAAGGCUUAAGGAAGGAGCAAAUAUCAACAAAUCUCUGACCACGCUGGGGAAGGUCAUCUCUGCUUUGGCAGAAGUGGACUCUGGGCCAAAUAAGAAUAAAAAGAAGAAGAAAGUAGAAAGCUUCAUUCCCUACAGAGAUUCAGUUUUGACCUGGCUACUGAGAGAAAAUUUGGGGGGGAAUUCUCGCACUGCGAUGGUAGCUGCCCUGAGUCCAGCAGACAUCAACUAUGACGAGACCCUCAGCACACUCAGGUACGCAGACCGCGCCAAACAAAUUCGCUGUAACGCUGUCAUCAACGAGGAUCCCAACAACCGACUGGUGCGCGAGCUGAAGGAGGAGGUGUCUCGUCUGAAAGAGCUCCUCUUCGCCCAGGGCCUGGGUGACAUCAUUGAGAUGACCAAUGCCAUGACGGGGAUGAGUCCCUCUCCGUCUCUCUCGGCCUUGUCCAGCCGUGCCGGAUCUAUCGCCAGUCUGCAUGACCGCAUCAUGUUCAGCCCAGGCAGUGAGGAGGCCAUCGAGAGGCUGAAGGAAACAGAAAAAAUCAUUGCAGAACUCAAUGAGACUUGGGAAGAGAAACUUCGUCGAACAGAAGCCAUUCGAAUGGAAAGAGAGGCCUUGCUGGCAGAAAUGGGUGUAGCAAUGCGAGAAGAUGGUGGGACAGUUGGUGUAUUCUCCCCUAAGAAGACGCCUCAUCUGGUAAACCUCAACGAGGAUCCUCUGAUGUCUGAGUGCCUGCUGUACUACAUUAAAGAUGGAAUCACCAGGGUUGGUCGUGUAGACGCCAGCAGUCGUCAGGACAUAGUCCUCAGUGGUCACUUCAUAAAGGAUGAGCACUGCACCUUUACCAGUUCUACUGAUCCAUCAGGAGAAACUGUUGUCCUAGAGCCCUGUGAAGGAGCUGAGACCUAUGUCAACGGAAAGAGAGUGACAGAGCCCACUAUCCUCAAAUCAGGAAAUCGCAUCAUUCUGGGGAAAAGCCAUGUGUUCCGGUUCAACCACCCUGUGCAAGCUAGAGCAGAGAGGGAGAGGACACCAUGUGCUGAAACACCUGCUGAGCCUGUGGACUGGGCCUUUGCCCAGAGGGAGCUGCUGGAGAAACAGGGAAUUGACAUGAAACAGGAAAUGGAACAGAGGCUGCAGGAGUUGGAGGACCAGUAUCGCAAAGAAAGAGAGGAAGCCAACAACCUUCUAGAGCAGCAAAGACUGGAUUAUGAGAGCAAGCUUGAGGCUCUUCAGAAACAAGUGGACCGUUAUUACCCAGAAGCCACUGAAGAAGAGGAGGAGCCAGAAGAGGAAGUGCAAUGGACGGAGAGGGAAAGGGAGAUGGCUGUGUGGGGCUUCCGUAAGUGGAGGUGCUACCAGUUCACCUCUCUCCGUGACCUGCUAUGGGGCAAUGCCAUCUUCCUCAAGGAGGCCAACGCUAUCAGUGUGGAACUCAAGAAGAAGGUCCAGUUCCAGUUUGUGCUGCUGACAGACACUCUCUACUCCCCCCUGCCUCCAGACCUGUUGCCCCCAGAGGCAACUAAAGACAGAGAGAAGCGACAUUUCCCACGCACUAUUGUGGCUGUGGAGGUGCAGGAUCAGAAGAAUGGAGCCACCCAUUACUGGACAUUAGAAAAACUAAGGCAGAGACUUGAUCUGAUGAGAGAGAUGUAUGACCGCGCUGCUGAUGUGCCCAACAAUACCACCGAGGACAGUGAAAACGUGAUGACCGGAGGCGACCCCUUUUAUGACCGCUUCCCUUGGUUCCGUCUGGUUGGCAGAAACCCCAUUUUCAACACAUGCAUGAGCGAGCGCAUGAGUGACCUUACCCCAUCCCCGACCCUCUCCAACUCUGAAAUUACUGAGCUGGCCGACUCGCAGCGGGAGGGUCGAGGGGAGGAGGAGGAGGAGUUGGAGGAUUUGGACGACCUGGACGAUGAUAUCUUUUUGGACGACCCGUGCUCGGAGCUCGGGGGAGAGGAUGAUGAUGAUGAUGAUGAUGAUGAUGAUGAUGAGGGAGAGCUCUACCGAGGCUCCAGCGAAGGCCUGGACCCCUUUUACGACCGCUCACCAUUAUUCAGUGUAGUGGGAAGGGCUUUUGUUUAUCUGAGUAACCUGCUGUACCCGGUUCCUCUCGUCCACCGCGUGGCCAUCGUUAGCGAGAAGGGGGAAGUGAAGGGCUUCCUGCGGGUGGCAGUGCAGGCCAUAUCAGCUGAUGAGGAAGCUCCCGACUACGGCUCAGGAGUGAGGCAGUCAGGCACUGCCAAAAUAUCAUUCGAAGAUCAGCAAUAUGAAAAGUUUCAGUCAGAAUCCUGCUCUGUGGGACUGUCUCGUACAGGGAUUUCACAGGAGGAGCUUCGUAUCGUGGAAGGGGAGGGGCAGAAUGUAGAAAUGGGACCCUCAGCUGAUGAGGUCAACAACAACACAUGUGCGGCUGGUGCAGAUGAACUGGAGAAUCCACUGAAGGCCAAUGUAGACAGCCAGCUAGACACAACUCUGGAGCACCUCAGGAUUGGUAAUGUGUUUACCUUCAGGGUGACUGUCCUGCAGGCUUCCAGCAUCUCUGCAGAAUACGCUGACAUCUUCUGCCAGUUCAAUUUCAUCCACCGCCAUGAUGAGGCCUUCUCCACCGAACCCCUAAAAAACACAGGCCGCGGCCCCCCUCUCGGCUUUUACCACGUGCAGAAUAUUGCUGUUGAGGUUACCAAAUCCUUUGUUGACUAUAUCAAGACUCAGCCAAUUGUGUUCGAGGUGUUUGGACACUACCAGAAACAGCCUUUCCUUCCACUCUGUAAAGACGUCAUCAGUCCACUGCGCCCCUGCAGGAGACAGUUCCCACGAGUGAUGCCUCUGUCCAAACCAGUACCUGCUACCAAGCUGACAACCAUGACCCGCCCGCAGGCAGGACCCUGCCACUGCAAAUACGAUCUCAUGGUAUUCUUUGAGAUCUGCGAGCUGGAGGCCAAUGGAGACUACAUCCCUGCAGUGGUGGACCACAGAGGAGGAAUGCCUUGCCAUGGCACAUUCCUACUGCACCAGGGCCUUCAGAGGAGAAUCACUGUCACCAUUGUGCAUGAGUCGGGCGGUGACAUGGAAUGGAAGGAAGUCCGUGAACUUGUUGUGGGACGCCUCCGCAACACCCCUGAAUCUGAUGAGACUAUCAUUGACCCCAAUAUUCUCUCUCUCAACAUCUUGUCUGCUGGGUAUGUCAGGCCCAUGCAAGAUGACAGCAUUUCCUUGGGAGUUGACCAUAGGACCUUCUACCGUUUCGAGACCGCUUGGGACAGCUCCAUGCACAACUCCCUGCUACUAAACAGAGUCACUCCAUACGGGGAGAAGAUCUACAUGACCCUCUCGGCCUACCUGGAGAUGGAGAACUGCACCCAGCCCGCAGUCAUAACCAAAGAUAUCUGCAUGGUGUUUUACUCUCGAGACACAAAGCUGUCAGCCUCCCGUUCUAUCCGCAACCUUUUUGGCACUGGAAGCCUGAGAGCGGCAGAUGGAAACCGUGUAACAGGAGUUUAUGAAGUCAGUCUGUGUCAUCUGGCGGAUGCAGGAAGCCCAGGUAUGCAGAGGAGACGUAGGCGGGUGCUGGACACCUCAGUGGCCUAUGUCCGUGGGGAGGAGAACCUGGCUGGGUGGAGGCCCCGCAGUGACAGCCUCAUUUUGGACCACCAGUGGGAGCUAGAGAAACUCAGCCUCCUUCAAGAUGUGGAGAAGACCAAACAUUACCUCCUGCUGAGGGAGAAGCUGGAGUCCACCCUGCUCAUGGGGCAGGAGGCCCUGCAGACCUGUGUUACUGACGAGCUGAGUGAGGCUCCUCAGCCCCCCGAGAUCGACCAGGAGGUCAGCUCCGGCUCCGAAAUCACCACUGACAGGCAGAGGGAGCUUGCUGCCAAGUGUUUGAGGCUGCUCACUCACUCCUUCAACAGAGAGUACAGCCAUGUGUGUGUCAGCGCCAGUGAAAGCAAGAUCUCAGAGAUGUCUGUCACAACGCUGAGAGACUCCCCUUCAAUCUCUGGUCUUAACACAAUCACACCCUCCUCAACAUGCCCUUCCCUGGUGGAGGGUUGCUAUGGCAAUGCUGAACUCAGACCCCCUACGCCUCGCUCUCGGGCCAUCAGCCCCAGUCCUGACACACUGCAGGACGCAGAGGCCAAAAAGUCCCUCAGCGGAGCCUCUGAAGGCAAGCCUCAGAUCCGCAAAUAUGUUCCUGAUAUCCAGGAGAUUCGAGUCAGCCCCAUCGUGUCAAAGAAGGGUUACUUGCAUUUCUUGGAGCCACACACCAACGGAUGGGUGAAGCGCUAUGUAGUCGUGCGGCGGCCGUACGUCUAUAUCUACAACACAGAGAGAGACACUGUGGAGCGGGCUAUUCUCAAUCUCUCCUCAGCCCAAGUUGAGUACAGUGAGGACCAGCAGGCGAUGCUGAAGACCCCAAACACAUUUGCCGUGUGUACAGAACAUCGUGGAAUAUUGCUUCAAGCCACUAAUGACAAAGACAUGCAUGACUGGCUGUAUGCGUUUAAUCCUCUCCUUGCUGGGACUAUCAGGUCAAAGCUAUCGAGAAGACGAGCCGGACAGAUGAGGAUGUGAACAAAUCUCAUGAGAGAAAGAUGAACGCAAAGACUAAGAUGUAAAUAGGUCCCUGUCCUUAUCCCUCCCCUUGUGCUGAGCCCCGUCCCCACCACCACAGUCACCAACAACCAUCUUUACCCUGUACGUCCUCAGUUUAUCACUAGUGUCCUCAGCACCUAAAGAGCGCCCAUUUUGUGUCAUGCCUUUGCUGCGGUGUGAGUCUCAUAGUCUGAAGAGCCUCUUCAAAAGCUGUCACUGUACUGUACCGGAGUUUACUCAUAGCUGGACGAAUGAAGAAAACGGAGGAAGUAGCAACCGUUUCUUAUCUCAGAUUACAUACGUAUGGUAAUGUACUGUAGUUGUUGUCAGUGACACAUCAAGCCUUAUACAUUUACUCCUUAAAAAUACAGUGACAUGUAUCUUUACCUAAAGCUGCCAUGUCAGUGAGGAUCACAUUGCUACAUUCGCAUCAGUAAAUAGACAAAACAUGCAGAUUCUUCUCUACUCUACUCUACAGCUAUAUAUACAGUGUCUAAACUGGUUUGCAUACAACGUACAGCUGGAAAAUACACGCUAAAAGAAAAAAAAAAGAAAAAAAACGACAGUUAAUGUAUCUCUUUAAAAAAUAUUCCUCUUUUCUUUCUGGUCUGUGAAUCCUGACAUUGAGUAAUCUGCCUCCUAUUCCGAAGACUUCUUAGAAACUUCAGCACACACAGCCUGGCAAGGGAAUGGCAUAUCAUCAUAGACUUCAUGUUCUUGUGGCAUUUUGAUAAAUCUACGUCCGUGUUUUAGCUACUCGUAGGAGCACUGAGGGUAUCUACAUUCACACUUUAAGUAAGCAAAUGUCAUCGUAUUAAUCCUCCCAAUUUAAUCUCAUUCUCUACCUGAAUUUUAUUUGUUUUAAAAUGUGAUAUAUUUAGAUAUUUAACAGCUUUUAUUAUUUAUUUCUGCAUGUAUUUAUUUACAAAGACAUUUAUAUUUCUAAAGUAGUAGUACAGUGCAAUUUCUGCACACUGCACUUUUUAAUAUGAGUUCCUUAAAUGUUUCAAUAAUACAACCUCGUCCCCGUGCAUUUAAUGCUAUUUAAAUAAUUGAAUAACUUAAUGAUAAACAUUGGCCGGUUUCUUUAUGCUGAAGAUUACUUGAAUAAUACUAUCCCCUUUAAGAUUAGGAUAGUCACACCUGACCUUUGACCCAACUCACAUAACAUCUGGCAAAACCAGUACAUUGUUAGUUAGAAAAUAUUAAGGUGGUCUGUCCCUCCUUAGCUGCACAAAGCUACCUUGUAAAAUGAUCAAAAGUAUAAACUGUUCCUCACAGUACAGAAUUAGAAACUGGUUUUCUGAAUAUGUAUAUUGAUUAAAUGUAGUGCCUCUCUUUUCAAUCAUACUGUACAGUAUGCCUCUGCACCAGUUGCUUUGAAACUACAUCCUUCAUGCUGCUAUAAUACUGUUUUGGAAGUGUCUGCUGAUCAUAUCACAUCAUUUUCCUGCUUUUCAUCAUCAUCAGUUACAUAUUCAGACAAAAAGGUUCCAUUUACACUUCUUAUAUUUCUAAUAUGGCAAUUAUCUGUCAUAUAGUAUGGAAUUUCCAUAACACAGAGUAUACCUAAUGUUUAAAAAAACUUUAACAUAUUUCAGGAUUAUCAUGUCAGCAAGCGCAUGUCUGUAUUUGUUAAAGAAUCAUGCUUUGAAUGGUAAAAAAAAAAUCAACACUGUCAACAAUGUCAAAGUGCAAGCUGCUUUUUUAAUCUCUUCAGCUGCAUAUUUUCUUAUUUAAAUGAACAAUCAAACUGAAUCUGUUCAAAACUAGUGAAGUUGCACUGAUGAGCGUGCAUCAGGUCAGCCAGCCUAGAGAGCGCACUCAAUGACAGUAGUGACGUUUCACUUAAAUACUAGGAUAACAUCUCAAAGUAACUGUUACACAAGAUUGCAAAGAUCUUUCAAUGCAUCUAAUUGUACAGUAAAUCCUGAAUGGGGGGUUGACUUGUGACAGCCAUUCAAUAUGUUCUUGCUGCUCAUGUAAUCCAUACAUAACCUUGUUCCUGAGAUUGGAAAGUAUUCUGUGUGUUGUGGACAGCCUGUUGAAGCGAUCCAGUCAAAACAUAUUACACCACUUACAUGUAUGCGCAACUGACAGUAGUUGUGGUUAAUCAAAAUGUCUGUUAUUAUCUUUUGUUUGUUGUGUAACAAGAAGCUGAUCAAUGUUAUGAUCCAAGUCAUUCACAUACUUUCUUGGCAGAGACUGCAGUUGUAUUUUAUCCAGCUAUAGCAUCAUCUUUGAGGGAAUACCCUGUUGUACUGCAUAUUACACUGUCUCAAGCACUCCACUCAUUACUGUCUCAUUUCCUUUAAAAACCCAGUCAUUAAAAAAACACCACACACGAGCCCUCGAUUGCUCCAGUCUGAUCUCUAUGUUGAGGUUAUUCCUCUCGUUUUCAUUGGGCCUUUAAAUGUGCAUCACAUGAGCCAACCAAAGUUUUGUUGGUGCAGUCACAAAAGUUUCACACUGAAUGUACAUUGAUAUUUGAAAAUACUUAUUCUGCUGGAGUGUUUAUGUUAACUUGUCUUCUGGUCAGUCUGGUUCCUUAUUGAUUGUAGGUAAGGUUAUUAUCAGGGAACCAUAUGGAGGUUGAAAGACAUAUCUGUAAUAAAUAUGUCUACUGAUGUGUGGAGGGGGUUAGUUCAAUAUGGCCCCAUAAAGCAUUGCAUCUUGUACAGAGUAAUGCUGUAGGUUACCUUACUGUCACACUUUCACUCUUAUUUCAACAUCUACACCUUCACCAUCAUUCUGUGACAGCCUUCACAAAAUCAACUUUUUCUAAUCCCUCCGCUUUGAAUGAACAUCAUUUACAUUUUUGUGCUUCCACAUCUAAUCUUUUUUUUUUUUUCGAACUUAUCAAAUUCCACCAGUAUGUUUCUCUUUCUUUUUCUUCUUUUGCAUUGUAUAUAAACAUGAUUGCUGUGAACAGUGAAUCAUAAAGUUGCACCCAUUUACAAAAUCUCAAAUGGGCAGUAGUUCAGUCAGUGUCUCUGAGUGUUGGAGUUUAGCGUCAAAUGUUUGUGUACACUAAACACAUUGUCAUAUAUGAAAUAAACAUGGAAAUUAUGCAACACAAA
Molecule: messenger RNA, 8944 nt
Organism: Thunnus maccoyii (southern bluefin tuna)
Lineage: Eukaryota; Metazoa; Chordata; Actinopteri; Scombriformes; Scombridae
Gene: kif1aa
Product: kinesin family member 1Aa
Exons: 49
Coding region: 480-5843 (1787 amino acids)
Biological process (GO): microtubule-based movement
Molecular function (GO): microtubule binding; ATP binding; microtubule motor activity
Source: RefSeq, a predicted model, not a curated record